Anolis sagrei ordinatus is the source of this 4185-nucleotide messenger RNA. The record is from RefSeq and is a predicted model, not a curated record. Lineage: Eukaryota; Metazoa; Chordata; Lepidosauria; Squamata; Anolidae.
UAAUGGCUCUCUGUGAUCUUCCAAGUAUUUUCUUUGUCUGGACUUCAUUUCCCAGAACCCCUCCGCACUGACCAAACUGGCUGAGGCUUCUGGGAGUUGAAGUCUUUUGGUUAAAAAAGCCAAAGCAAUGGAGAAACAAAGAUUGAGAGCCGCUCUCCAGGGACUCACUCUCAAGGAGAAUGUGGCCGUUGCAAUCCGGAUAUGGAAGUUUCCUUAAACUCCGCGAGGAUGUUUGGUCGCCGCCUCUGGUUUUUUUUUUUUGUCGAGCCGGAAGCCGGCCUUCAUGACCCCAGGUAGGGUUGUACAUCCGGGUCAGGGCAAGGACCAGGGAAGCGGUGGCGGUGGCUGCUGCCCCGGCGGAGGUGGACCCCUCCUCGGCGUGGCGUGCUAGGCCCCACCGCCGUCUUCCUCGAUGUGUGCCGCGCGGGAGCUGCGGAGCCGGGCCGGCGGCGCCAACGGUCGCCGGCGCCAACGUUCGAAGCAGAAUUUGACACCGCUGACCAACCACUCAAUGGCUGAUAGCUUUUCAUCUAAAUCUGGCAGAAAGAAAUUGCACCAAACAAUGUCAUCAUCAGAUGCAUCACCAGACUCUAAGUGCCCAAUAUGCUUGGACAGAUUCGAAAAUGUAUCCUACUUGGACCAUUGCUGGCACAGAUUUUGCUUCCGGUGCGUACAGGAGUGGUCGAAGAACAAAGCAGAAUGCCCUCUCUGCAAGCAGCCAUUUCACUCAAUUGUGCACAGUAUGAGAUCAGAAAAUGACUAUAAGGUAUAUACAGUCAAGCCUGCAGAGACUGAUGCCUUUGCCAACCCUGACGGUAGGAGAUUCCGUUACCGAACGACUGUAACAAGGGAGCGUCGCACUUCAGCCUACCCUCGAAGGAAUCCCAACACUAGAAGAACUGCCUCACCUCCUGAUAAUGGGAUCCUAUUCGAAGGCCUGUCAGGCCAGUCAAUGGGACAGCGAGAUGCAGAGAUCAAUCAAAUGAUUAGGCGCCUUCAGUCCAGGCGACAGGCAAACUUGGAAGGCCGAUCCAUGCGUCAAAUUCAGGAACAAGAAAUCAUCAACUUCCGUAGAGCGCUGUAUCGCUCCGGCACCCGUGUCCGAAGCAUCGAGGAUGGAGGGCGAUACCGAGACAUAUCUGCUGAAUUUUUCCGCAGGAAUCCUGCCUGCCUUCAUAGACUAGUUCCAUGGCUGAAGCGCGAGCUCACAGUUUUGUUUGGAGCUCAUGGGUCUCUUGUCAACAUUGUGCAGCACAUCAUAAUGAGCAAUGUUACUAGGUAUGAUCUAGAAAGCACAGCAUUCACUGAUGAACUUAAACCCUUUUUGCUACAUCGGACAGAGCACUUUUUGCAUGAAUUUGUUAACUUUGCCAGGUGUCCUUUUAAUAUAGAAGCAUACGACCAACAUGCAAAUUAUGACUGUCCAGCUCCUUCGUACGAGGAAGGAAGUCGAUCAGAAUCCUCAAUCAUCACUAUCUCUCCAGAUGAGGCUGAUUCCCAGGAAGCUGAACGUAACUCCUUAACAGUCGGUACUGACCAGGCGCCCUGGGAUGAUGAGACUCCUGGUCCAUCCUACUCAAGCUCUGACCAGGUUUGUGCUACGCUGUCCACCACUUUGGAUACUUCGGAAUCAUCUGACGAAGAGCCCUCCACCAACGCAGCAGUGUUGCCAGCGCAGGUACCACCUUCUGUGGAGAGGAACGAGGACAGUUGUGAUUCCCUUGAAAACUGUGUUAUUGUUGGCUAUGUGAAGCCGCUGGCAGAGAGAACACCCGAGCUUGUGGAACUGUCUUCAGACUCUGAGGAAUCUGUUGUUGAUGGCGGGAAAUGUGAAGAAGUUCAGAAAAAAGUGAAGCCCAUCCAGUACCAGAGUUUUAGUGAUACAGAUGCCAGUGGGUAUGCCUCUCCCUUUUCUCUCGGGUCCAGAGAUGGUAGUGCCAGUCGUAAGGUGAAGGUUUCCUCCUCGAGUAAAAAACAAAAUCACAAAAGGAGUGAACAUGACAAAAGUAAAGCCAGCAGCAGUACUUGUUUACAAAAUCCAUCUAGAGAGAGAGAGGACAAUUAUGAUGACAGCUAUGCUUUUACCAAAAAGAGGAAAUCUGAAGUCUACGCACCACAAUUGGACCGAGAACACCGCGGUUUCAAAAGUAAGAACAAGGAUCGUAGCCUGGAAAAACGGAAGAAGAAGAGGGAUAGCAGCAGACACAAGCACAAGAAGGAUAAAAAGAAGUCCAAAACCCGAGACAAAAGCCUCUCUCGCAAAAGCAAAGUUCUGUCUCUGAGCAAUGAGAGCAUCUACUCUCGAGAACUUAGUCGAUCAAGAUCUCGUAGCAAUGAUUGUAACAAAAAUUCAAGGAGGCAAGAUAGUGAUGAUUACUUCAGAGGCCAAUACCACAGCAAGUAUGACAGGAAUGCCUCCCGAGAUUAUUAUGAAUUAUCUUAUAGUAGGCGGAAUCAGUACUCCAGGCAUUCUCCUAGCCCAGAUUAUGGAGUCCGCUCUUUUUACGAGCGAUCCAAUAAUCAAAUUUCAAGAGGUCGCAGCAGAAGUUACUACUAUGGACGGGAUAGAUCAAGAAGUCGGUCCAGCAGCCAGUCUCGCACUCCUUCUCGAGGAUCAGACAGAACGCGAUCMGAGAAACYCAGUGGCAAAAGGAMAUACAAGACCCRYCACCUUGAGAGUAUGCCUAGAGGAAGUGAGGAAGCUGCUUCUGCRUCUUCUAAAAAAGAAAGYAGCAUGUYCGAAAACCUUGURCCAAAGCAUYGGGAACCUUACAAAAGGUCAGCUGGCCUCUUGAACAGUCAGUCAGAAGCUGAYAUCCCACGAAAGAAGGAGAAAAAGACGUCAAGAAGUCCAAGUGUGGAGAUUAUUUAUGAAGGGACAGCCACGGACAUAAYAAGGCGUCAGAAGAGGAAAAGAAAAUGGGAMWGGAAGCCACAYRCAAACCARGUGGGCUAYUCUCCYRUUUCUUCGCCUGUUGUGAUUACAAUUGACAGUGACAGUGAUAAAGCCAGUGAAAUCCAGGAUAAUACUGAGUGUGACAGUAUCAUCUCCUGGAGUCCUUUGGACCCAUUUCCUCCAAAUGAGAAGGAGAUAGAGUCCCCAUCACUACUCUUAGAAGCCAGAGACGACAAAGCUGAUGAAGCUGAAAAUGUGGAGAAGGAACACAGUGAGACUCCCAAAAGGGACGAUGUAGUAGAUGAAACUCUAAGUGGCAUUGAACCUCUAAAUGGAGUUGAAGAGCUGCAGGAUCCAGAUGGCAGGCAUGCACCUUCUGCGGCAGACAAUAGCAAGGCUUCGUCUGAGCAGAGCAAUGGAGAAACUGAAUCUUUCUGCUGCUUGCCAACUCACAAAGCGUCCUUGCUCUUACACCUCUCAAAACAUCUUCAUGAACAAUCAUGUGAGCUGGACACGUCAGAACAAAAUCUAUAGCCUUGUAAACAAAAUGUUUUGUGAUAUGAUUCUUUUUUUAAAAAAUACAGGCUUUUCUUAAAAGCACCAAACUUUGUCGUUUGUGUGCGAAGACUGAUGAAAUUACUUCAGUGUGAAGUAUGUGUCAUCUUGAAUUUUUGUACUUCAAUCAAAAGGGUGCAAUAUUCCUUGUUAUUGCCACCCCCCAUCUUUUGCAGACUGUAUGUUAAAUGUUUCUUGUGCCACAACAAUAUGCUGUGUUUUCCCCUAUGUAAUAUAAACUCACCAUAUUUCUCUCUUUUUUAAGUAAAUUUAGAAAAUAAGACUGUUUUCAUGUGAAAAUCUGGGGGAAAACAAUUUUGCUUGUUUUGAGCUUAAUUUGUAAUGUUCUGUGUUAAGGAAAAUUUAAAAAACGUGAACUUAGAAAAUUUUAUUGCCUUUAUAAAAAAUAAAAAUUGGAAAAAAAUCUUUCUUUUUGCUAUAGGCUUAAUCUGUAUAGUUCACUGCUUUGUGUUAAGCCUAGGACAUUUUUUUCUAUCAGGGAUUUUUCUCUUUUUUUUAAAUGGCUGAUCUGCCUUUCUGCUGUUUCUUUCUUCUCAAAGAAACACUUGCUUGCUGCUUCUCCCUCUUCUCUGCUAUGUCUCUUAAGCAUAUAUGUAAGGUUUAUGUAGGCUGUUAUUUAUGUACAUACUUCACAAAAGCUUUGAAAUGAAGACUUUGUGAAAAUUCUUUGAAAUGUAUUCUCAAAUAAAGAUUAAUUUAUUUUUCUUGCACAA